Messenger RNA from Aureobasidium pullulans EXF-150, 3123 nucleotides. RefSeq lists its product as uncharacterized. Lineage: Eukaryota; Fungi; Ascomycota; Dothideomycetes; Dothideales; Saccotheciaceae. The transcript has 2 exons. Bases 1 to 3123 code for a protein of 1040 amino acids. The record is from RefSeq and is a predicted model, not a curated record.
AUGAUUCCCCUACGACCGCUAUUAUCGUUACUGUCCGUUGCCAGCACGGCGCUGGCAAUUGGUCAGAAUGCGACUGUUGCUUUCAAUGCCUCAGCUGGAUCUCUCAGCCUGGCUUCAGGAGGCUCUUCCGUCCAGAUUAUGGCAGACUCCAACGACUGGCCUGCUGCGCUGAAAGCCGCUCAUGACUUGUCUCAGGACUUUGGCCGAGUCACCGGCACCAACGGAUCUUUAAUUUUAUCAAACAACUCUGAUACCUCUGGCGUACCGGCCUAUAACGCUGGCUCGUACUUCAGCGGCAACCCGAACAAUGCCUCGAUGAUCUUCAACAUCACUGGCUUGACCACAUUCGCAACCACUGCCCCUGGACCAAAAGGAGGUGUCAUCAUCGCAGGCACGAUUGGAAACUCGUCUCUCAUCGACACCUUGAUUCAAAGCGGCAAGAUUGAUGUGUCCGCCAUCAAUGGCACAUGGGAGGCCUUCACAUCCACCGUGGUGUUGAACCCGAUGGAAGGCGUGGAUGUCGCUUUAGUCAUUGCUGGCAGCGACAGAAGAGGAACUGUCUAUGGACUUUACGAUGUUUCUGAACAAAUUGGUGUUUCGCCAUGGUACUUCUGGGCCGAUUCGCCUCCCCACAAGCAUGAUUCGAUCUAUGCCAUGAAUACUACCAAAAUUCAGCCUUCUCCAUCUGUCAAGUAUAGAGGUUUCUUCAUCAACGACGAAGCACCAGCCCUAACUGGAUACGUCAACGAGAAGUUUGGCUUCAAUGAGUACGGCUCGAACUACGGUGCAGACUUCUACCACACCAUGUUCGAAUUGCUUCUUCGCCUCAGAGCCAACUACCUGUGGCCAGCUCAAUGGAACUCUAUGUUCAAUGUUGACGACCCACGAAGCCAAAAUAUGGCUGACGCAUACGGUAUUGUCAUGGGUACCUCUCACACUGAGCCUAUGAUGCGCUCGACCAAGGAAUGGAGCGAAUUCGGUAACGGAACUUGGUCCUGGGCAACCAACAACGCCUCCAUCUAUCCAUUCUUUGUUGAGGGAGCUGAAAGACUUCGCCCUUACGAAGGUGUCAUUACCAUGGGCAUGCGUGGUUCAGGUGAUACUGCACUCUCGGCUGGUAUUGAGACUGAACUUCUCGAGAAUGUUGUUGCUACCCAGCGCGAGAUCCUUGCACAAGUUUUUGGUAACGCCAGUAUCGGUGAUCCCGCCAGAAUUUCUUCUAUGUGGUGCCUCUAUAAGGAGGUCCAAGGAUACUACGAGGCUGGCAUGACUGUACCUGAAGAUAUCACGCUACUUUGGACAGACGACAACUGGGGCAACAUUCGAAGACUACCCGUUGGUAACGAGACAUCUAGAAGUGGAGGUGCUGGCGUUUACUACCACUUCGACUACGUCGGUGACCCAAGAGAUUAUAAAUGGAUCAACACUGUCCUCAAUCAGAAAACAUGGGAGCAGAUGCACCUCGCUUAUGAGAGAGAGGCCAGAAAUAUUUGGGUUGUCAACGUCGGAGACCUCAAGCCUCUUGAGCUACCCAUCUCUCACUUCUUCGAUCUUGCAUACGAUAUCAAUCGCUGGGACAAAGACAGCACUUCCGAGUGGCUCGAACUUUGGGCUGCCCGUGAGUUUGGCCCUGAAGUAGCAGCACAGACCGGAGCUCUCAUGAACACAUACUCCCUGCUUGCUGGCCGCAGAAAGUUCGAGGAGGUCGAUCCAAACACUUUCAGCUGGAUUAACUAUAACGAGGCCAACAAUGUUCUGGCCGAGUGGACUGCUAUCCAAAAGACUGCCCAAAGCAUUCUCGAUAAACUUCCAGCAGCCACACAGCCCGCCUUCUUCGAGAUGGUUUACCAUCCUGUUACAGCUGCUUGUACUUACUACGACAUCAUGAUAUCGGCCGCCAAAAACAACGUCUACGCCCAACAAGGACGUACUAGCACCAAUGCCAUCGCCCAACACGUGCAGAACCAGUUCACGUACGAUCAUCAGCUCUCGAAGUCCUACAACCAACUGCUAGGCGGAAAGUGGAACCACAUGAUGGACCAGACACACAUCGGCUACCAGUACUGGCAACAGCCUAUGAGACAAGCUCUGCCUCCUUUGCAGUAUGUGCAGAUGGCCGAGCGUGCAUUGACUGGUGAUUUGGGCAUCGCCGUUGAGGGUUCCAAUGCAACAGUUCCAGGUGAUGACAGAUUCCACUCUCUGUCGUCCAUGACUCUGUAUCUUGCAACUCUUGACCCUUACGGACCUGCCCGAUGGAUUGAUGUGUUCCACAGCGGCACUCAGAAAGUCACCUGGAACGUGCAAUCUAGCGUCCCAUACCUAAACUUCACUCAAAAGACUGGCACAUUGUCUCCCAACGGCACUACUGACACUCGCAUCUGGGUCUCUGUUGACUGGUCGAAGGUCAAGCCUGGUGCUAUCAACUCGACCACCAUCAACAUCACCUCGAGCACUGACUACGGUACUCAGUACAGUGUGCCAAAGGUUGUAAUUUCGUACAACAACACCGCUGCUCCUUCAAACUUCACCGGCUUCGUGGAGUCUGACCGUACUGUUUCGAUCGAAGCAGAGCACUAUUCAUCCAUCUCCAACGGUGGAAACUCUUCAGUCUCGUACGAGGUCAUUCCUGGUCUUUCGCGUACCCUUUCUGGUGUUACUCUAUUCCCUGUUACUGCAGACUCGCUCACCCCAGCCACCGCUCCUGCUCUUGAGUAUGACUUCUACACUUUCUCGAACUUGAGCUCCGGAGUCCUCAUGGACCAGAACAUGGGCACCAGCUCGAGGUAUACACCAAACACUGUCAAUGUUACACUGCUCCUCGGCACGUCGCUCAACACAAUACCAGACCGCCCUCUCCGCUAUGCCGUUCAAGUCGACGACCAACAACCCCAGGCACGUCAAUACAUCUUCGACCAACCUCAAGGUGCCAACCCCACUGGCUGGUUGACCGCUGUCGCAGAUGUCAUUUGGUACAACACGACCACUUGGAAUUACUCGGGCCCUGGCGCGCAUAAGCUGAAGAUUUGGGAGCUUGAGCCUGGUGUUGUGCUCCAGAAGGUUGUUGUUGAUCUUGGUGGUGUGAGGAAGAGUUACUUGGGUCCUCCUGAGAGCCACAGAGUUUAA